AACGUGCAAAACGAAAGUCUGAGGGAAACAAGUGCACAUGGUGAGAAGACUGAAGGAACAGCACAGCACAAACAGCAAAGGGCAGCAUGAGCCAGUGGAAGCAGAUCCAGCAGCUGGAGAUCAGACUCCUGGAGCAUGUGGACUACCUGUAUGAUGAUAACUUCCCCAUGGACAUCAGGCAGGGUCUGUCCAGCUGGAUCGAGACUCAGGAUUGGGACACGGCAGCCAACGAGGAGUCCAUGGCGGGGGUUCUGUUCACCAACCUUCUGUCCCAGCUGGAUCGAGUGCGCUCACAGGAGCAGAACUUCUUACAGAGACACAACAUGAAGAUCAUACAACAGCAGCUACAGGUGAAAUACACAUCAAACCCCACGGUCAUGGCCCGGGUGAUCUCCACCUGCCUGAGGGAGGAGCGGCGGAUCCUCUCCAGCGCCUACAUGCAGGAACAGGUUUGUCGUUUGUUUCUGAGAGGGAAAGUCCCUCCAGUUCCUUCAUAACGUCUGCUGCUGGUAAACCAGAGCUGCUGCCAGGAAAACACUGCUGCAAACUACACACCCACACAUUCCCAACUGCUUCACCCUUUUCCCAAGAAACACUGCUACAUGACAUAAUACUUCUGUUCCUUUACUUAUGAACGUGCUGAAAAAAACAAGAUACCAUUUUAAUAUUCAAGGAAGGCUGU
Molecule: messenger RNA, 682 nt
Organism: Notothenia coriiceps (black rockcod)
Lineage: Eukaryota; Metazoa; Chordata; Actinopteri; Perciformes; Nototheniidae
Product: signal transducer and activator of transcription 4-like
Exons: 4
Coding region: 87-497 (136 amino acids)
Biological process (GO): signal transduction; regulation of DNA-templated transcription
Molecular function (GO): DNA-binding transcription factor activity
Source: RefSeq, a predicted model, not a curated record